Molecule: messenger RNA, 478 nt
Organism: Liolophura sinensis
Lineage: Eukaryota; Metazoa; Mollusca; Polyplacophora; Chitonida; Chitonidae
Product: acetylcholinesterase collagenic tail peptide-like
Exons: 9
Coding region: 143-478 (111 amino acids)
Cellular component (GO): extracellular matrix
Source: RefSeq, a predicted model, not a curated record
CAGACUUUGCGUCAAUGUGUUUCAGGGUAGCCAAGGACCACCUGGACCUUCCGGUCCCCCGGGGCCUGUUGGACCACCAGGCCCACCGGGAAUCCCUGGCCCUCCUGUUGAUUCAAACGUUGUGGAUACCAUACCCGGACCAAUGGGGCCCCAAGGUCCUCCUGGCUCACCGGGGCUUCCAGGCUUCCCGGGGACAAAGGGAGAACGGGGCGAGCCGGGCAGUGAUGGGAAAAGGGGCGUCAAGGGCGAAAGAGGUAAUCCCGGAUCUCCUGGAAAAUCCGGAUUAGACGGAUUACAGGGUCCAUCCGGAGAUCGCGGCCCUCCAGGUCAACCUGGUUCAAAGGGAAACAGGGGUGAACAAGGUCUGCGUGGAUUUCCAGGACCUGUCGGUCCCCAAGGCCCAACAGGUCCACAAGGGGAGACGGGUGCAAAGGGUAGCAAGGGGGAAAGCGGAGAGCCGAUGUCCCCUCAUCAUUAA